This is a messenger RNA of Beta vulgaris subsp. vulgaris (sugar beet), 1690 nucleotides long. RefSeq names its product magnesium-chelatase subunit ChlI, chloroplastic. Lineage: Eukaryota; Viridiplantae; Streptophyta; Magnoliopsida; Caryophyllales; Amaranthaceae. Gene Ontology annotation, cellular component: chloroplast stroma. The transcript is spliced from 3 exons. The record is from RefSeq and is a predicted model, not a curated record. Gene Ontology annotation, biological process: chlorophyll biosynthetic process. Bases 182 to 1459 code for a protein of 425 amino acids. Gene Ontology annotation, molecular function: ATP hydrolysis activity; magnesium chelatase activity; ATP binding.
GGUAGGAUGUGUACCAACAUGAGACCAGACAGACAAAACCAAAAUCUAUCCCCUUAUCCUAACUCAACCCAAGCCUAACCAAUAAACCAAAACUGCAUUUGAUGUUCAUGCUUUAGCCAUUGACAUAGACACUCUACUCUGCUCCACUCCUUUGUUGCUGCACUAUCUUUCUUCUUCUACUAUGGCUGGAUUACUCGGAUCUUCUUCUACCACCUUCUUUUCUUCUCGCACUCUUUCUUCUUCCUCCCCCAAACUCUCAUCUUUCACCAUUUCUACUAACCCUGUAGUUUCAGGGAAGUUUAAUUGGAGAAAAUUCUAUGGUGGAAUUGGGAUUCCUGUGAAGAAGAGUAGGUCUCAGUUACAAUUUUCCAUUUCUAAUGUUGCAACCGAAAUUAAUGCUACUGAAAAGGCUCCAAAGGUUGCAACAGAAAGCCAAAGACCAGUUUUUCCGUUUGCGGCUAUAGUUGGGCAAGAUGAGAUGAAACUUUGCCUUCUGUUAAAUGUUAUAGACCCUAAGAUUGGUGGUGUGAUGAUCAUGGGUGACAGGGGUACUGGGAAAUCCACUACUGUUAGGUCAUUGACAGAUUUGCUCCCUGAGAUCAAGGUUGUUGCCGGAGAUCCUUUUAACUCAGACCCUGAAGAUCCCGAGUUAAUGGGAGUAGAAGUUAGAGAAAAGGCCCUAAGAGGAGAAGAUAUAUCUGUUGUGAUGACUAAAAUCAAUAUGGUUGAUUUGCCUCUAGGUGCUACUGAGGAUAGGGUUUGUGGAACCAUCGACAUUGAGAAGGCUUUAACUGAGGGUAUCAAGGCAUUUGAGCCGGGACUUCUUGCUAAGGCUAAUCGAGGAAUUCUGUAUGUUGAUGAGGUUAAUCUUUUGGAUGACCACUUGGUGGAUGUUCUUUUGGAUUCUGCAGCUUCAGGGUGGAACACUGUGGAAAGGGAGGGAAUUUCAAUUUCACAUCCUGCUCGGUUUAUUUUGAUUGGCUCGGGUAACCCUGAGGAAGGAGAGCUUAGACCUCAAUUACUUGAUCGUUUUGGGAUGCAUGCUCAAGUUGGAACCGUAAAAGAUGCUGAGCUUAGAGUUAAAAUUGUGGAGGAGAGGGGUAGCUUUGAUAAAAAUCCUAAAGAAUUCCGGAGUUCUUACAAGGAGGAGCAGGAAAAGCUAACAACCCAGAUAUCAUCUGCUAGGAGUAUGCUUUCUUCGGUUCAAAUCGAUCACGAACUCCGUGUUAAAAUCUCCAAGGUCUGUGCUGAGUUGAAUGUUGAUGGUUUGAGAGGUGACAUAGUGACAAAUAGAGCAGCAAAGGCUUUGGCUGCUCUCAAGGGUAGAGAUAAGGUGACUACUGAGGAUAUUGCUACUGUUAUUCCCAACUGCCUAAGACAUCGACUAAGGAAAGAUCCUUUGGAGUCAAUUGAUUCUGGUUUACUCGUUAUUGAGAAAUUUUAUGAAGUAUUUGGCUGAAGGAUGCAUAUCAUAUCACUUCUUUCUGCCAUAAUUCUAUGUCAUUAAAUUUUGUCUUCGGCUGGUAAAUCCGUCCUUCUUAGUACACACGAUUUCUGACUUGAGUGAAAUAUCGAGAACUGUAAUAUUAUCAAUCGAAAUACAUUCGGAAAUCUAGAAUUACCUUGUGAUUUGGAAAGGGUUGAUUGAUUGUUUUGCCCAGUAAAUGAAUACAUGAGGAUAACUCGGAUA